CGCCAUGUUACAACGAUGGUCGCAACUAUUUGGAUUCACCUCCCACAAUAGUGCUGCGGCGCCUCCAGCCAAUGAGUGGAUUGUCCAAGAGCGGGCUGUUGAUGAGCACCGCUCGCUGAGAGUCAUCGUAAUUGGGUCAGGAAUUUCGGGCAUUAUCUCUUCGAUCCGACUUCGACAACGGAUUCAGAAUCUGGAUCUCUGCAUCUACGAGAAGAAUACGGAUAUCGGUGGCACUUGGCUUGAGAACAGAUAUCCGGGUUGUGCAUAUAUUCCAGCUCACACAUACCAGGCUACCUUUGAACCCAACAAGGAAUGGUCUGCCUUCUAUGCCGCAGCCCCCGAGAUUCACAGCUAUUGGAAGCGGGUGGCUGAAAAAUAUGGGUGUAUGGAGCAUAUCAAGUUUGAAACGCAAGUCAUUGAGGCCUUGUGGAACGAUGCCACAAGCAAAUGGAUUCUACAGGUUAAAGACCUUGUUAGUGGGUCGACCUACCAAGAUCAAUGUGAUGUGCUCAUGUCGGCUACGGGGGCAUUGAACGAUUGGAAGUGGCCGAGUAUUCCGGGCCUCCGUGACUUUAAGGGGAAACUGAUGCAUAGUGCUAAUUGGGACGAGUCCUAUGACUAUAGCAACCAGAAAGUGGCCGUGAUUGGAAACGGAUCGAGUGGCAUUCAGAUCGUUCCCGGCAUGCUGCCGAAAGUGGCGCAUAUUGACCAUUAUAUCAGAGGUCGCACUUGGCUGGCACCUACCUUCGCCCGAAAUCAGAUCGACAAGCGUGGCACUGAACUCGAAAACUUUUCCUUCUCUACAGAGGAUAUUGCAGCAUUCAAGACGGACCACAACGCCUACCAGAAGUUUCGCAAAGAGAUCGAGCUUGAGCUGCAGUCUAUCCAUGGUGCAACCCUUUUGGGAACCCCUGAGCAGCUAGGCUCUGAAAGUGUCUUCACACAGAAUAUGAAACGACGCUUGCAACGUAAACCGGAACUCCUUGAGAACCUUCUUCCCUCAUUCCCUCCCGCCUGCCGCCGUCUGACCCCAGGUCCUGGCUAUCUGGAGGCCUUGACAGAUGACAAGGUUGACGUCAUUUCAAGCGAUAUUGUUAAGGUGGACUCGAAUGGUAUCAUCACAGCAGACGGUGUGCAUCAUCCCACCGAUGUUUUAGUAUGUGCCACGGGGUUCGAUACCACGUUCACACCCCGGUUCCCCAUCAUUGGGCGCAACGGAUUGUCCUUGUCCCAGCGUUGGGAGAAGACGCCCGAGACUUACCUGUCUUUAGCAGUUGACGGGUUCCCUAAUUACUUUGUCUGUCUCGGCCCGAAUGCGGCCCUGGGCGAGGGAAACCUGCUGCUUCUGAUAGAGAGAGAGAUCGAUUACUUGACGUGCUGUGUACAGAAGAUGCAACGUGACAACAUCCGCGCAAUGUGUGUCCGGAAAGAAGCCGUGGAGCAAUUUAGUCGGCACUGCGACCAGUACUUCUCACGCACCGUGUUUAGUUCGAGCUGCCGCAGCUGGUACAAAGGAGGGCGAGAGAAUGGACGAGUGACGGCACUGUGGCCUGGUUCGUCGCUCCAUGCUCUGAAGACGCUCGCGCACCCACGCUGGGAGGAUUACACGUAUGACUAUGUCGACAACAACCCAAAUGGCUGGAUUGGCGACGGGUGGACCAUGAAUGAGAAGAACAAGGUUAUCAAUGUCGACUAUCUCGACGACGACCAGAUGGACUUCCCU
Aspergillus aculeatinus CBS 121060 is the source of this 1723-nucleotide messenger RNA. Its product is annotated as flavin-containing monooxygenase. Lineage: Eukaryota; Fungi; Ascomycota; Eurotiomycetes; Eurotiales; Aspergillaceae. The record is from RefSeq and is a predicted model, not a curated record. Gene Ontology annotation, molecular function: flavin adenine dinucleotide binding; NADP binding; N,N-dimethylaniline monooxygenase activity. The annotation marks the transcript as partial. The transcript has 6 exons.